Striga asiatica is the source of this 513-nucleotide messenger RNA. The record is from the annotation of a GenBank genome assembly. NCBI's taxonomy places the organism in Eukaryota, Viridiplantae, Streptophyta, Magnoliopsida, Lamiales, Orobanchaceae.
AUGUCUUCAUUCCUGUUCAUUGACAAUAUAAAAGAUCCCGUUCGUCGUUAUAUUUUCAUUUUAAGCCAACGCCCUCCACACACACACACACACACACACACACACUCACACACAAAUGAUAUCAUAUAUAAUGCGCGAACCAACCUUUGUCUGAAGGUGCAGACUCUGCACAAACUCCACAUUCCUACCUCUCCAAUAUGUGCAGCCAUCAGACGUAAAAACGUGAGAGUAAGCAACGCAUUCACAAUCGUCCCAGCAAUUCUCUCGACAGUCACUUGGGCCAAGGCUCGCAUUACUGUCAUGAACAGAUUGAGGACUAUUGAAUCCCGAAAAAAGUCCAGUCCUACGGGUAAACGUCUGGCGUUUGUUCCUGCAAGUGGGCUGUUCCCACACUUGGCACCCUGUCUGAAGAACAGACCUCUUGGAUUCAUAACCAUAGCAGAGACUGGACAUCACCAAAUAACCCCGGCCAAUGUCGCUUAUAUCCCCAUUAUAAUCCAUCCUCCAUCCUGA